Fraxinus pennsylvanica is the source of this 1143-nucleotide messenger RNA. NCBI's taxonomy places the organism in Eukaryota, Viridiplantae, Streptophyta, Magnoliopsida, Lamiales, Oleaceae. The record is from the annotation of a GenBank genome assembly.
AUGGCUCCUAUACUGUCUUCAAAGCCGAAUUCAACAACACCGUCGUCAAAAUCAAACAACCACCACCAAUCGAAAACCCCUCAUUCAAAGCACCGCCUGAAUUUUACCAAAGAAAUGGCCACCACGGCUGCCAUGCCCCCGAUAGAGCAUCCAGUGGAAGUUAUUGGCAGAAUCCGAAACCAACCGGACCAAAAAAACAAGCCUAUUAUGAUCCCAUCUGUGAUAAAAAUCAACACAGAUGGGAAAUCACUGAGGGCAAAGACAGAAAUUGGGUACAGGGAUUUUACUUUCGAUGGGGUUUCGUUAUCUGAAGAAGAUGAUCUUGAUGGGUUCUACAAGAAGUUUGUGGAGUCGAGGAUUAAUGGAGUAAAACUUGGUAACAAAUGUACUAUCAUGGUGUACGGUCCGACCGGCUCGGGAAAGAGUCAUACAAUGUUUGGGAGUGCUACGCAGCCGGGGAUUGUGUACAGAUCUUUGAGGGACAUUUUAGGAGAAGGGGAUAGAGUAGAUGGAGAGAAAAUAGGUGGUGGAACUUUUGUUCUGGUUAGUGUUUUGGAGAUAUAUAAUGAGGAAAUAUAUGAUCUGCUGUCAUCGACCGACACCGGGGGAGGCUUUGGUUUUGGAUGGGCUAAAGGAGGCAGUGCUUACAAGGUAAGACUAGAAGUAAUGGGAAAGAAGGCUAAAAAUGCAACUUUUAUUUCUGGGAAUGAGGCUGGUAAGAUUUUGAAAGAGAUCCAAAAGGUGGAGAAGCGAAGGGUAGUUAAAAGUACACUCUGUAAUGAGAGAAGUUCACGAAGCCACUGCAUGAUAAUUCUUGAUGUUCCUACUGUUGGCGGCAGGCUUAUGCUUGUCGACAUGGCAGGUUCUGAAAACAUAGAACAAGCCGGUCAAAAUGGAUUCGAAGUAAAAAUGCAGACAGCGAAGAUUAACCAAGGAAACAUAGCUCUGAAGCGAGUUGUUGAAUCUAUUGCAAAUGGAGAUUCUCACGUUCCAUUUAGAGAUAGCAAGCUAACCAUGCUUCUCCAGGAUUCUUUUGAGGAUGAUAAAUCGAAAAUUCUGAUGAUACUGUGUGCCAGUCCGGACCCAAAGGAGCUGCAUAAAACUAUUGCCACAUUAGAGUAUGGUGCGAAGCAAAAUGCAUAG